GCGUUGGCGGAUAAUAUGGAUUAUUCUUAUAUUAAUAAUAUAGGACUGAUUUGUACAGCCUUGGGAUAAAAUACGAACCUAUCACAGAGGAACAAGCUCUCCAUGGGAGAGGACGAUUAUUCAGGCGUUUUACACGAGGGGAUCCUGCGCCGCCCUGAGGGAGCCGAGCCCGCCGGGAAGGGCUGGAAGGGCGCCCGGAGGGAGCGGAGCGGGGGCGGCUCGGCGGCCCCAGCUUGGGCCGGGUGUCCCCAGAGCGAGCAGGGAGCGGCGGCUGUGAGGGGGCGGACAGUGAGGGGGCGUGUCACCAAUGGUGGCAAAACCACCCUGACCAACAGGCUCAUCAAGGCUCUCCCCAACUGCUGCGUGGUCCACCAGGACGAUUUCUUCAAGCCACAAGAUCAAAUAGAAGUCGGGGAAGACGGCUUUAAACAAUGGGAUGUGUUGGAUUCCCUGGAUAUGGAGGCAAUGGUGAGCACGGUGCGGGCCUGGAUUGAGAACCCGGUGAAGUUUGCCCGUUCCCACGGGGUGAAUGUCACACCUGGCUCUAAAGAGCCAACCUCCCAAGAUAUCCAUAUAUUGGUCAUUGAAGGCUUCCUGCUUUAUAAUUACAAACCACUGAUAGACCUGUUUGACAUCCGUUACUACCUGGCGGUGCCGUACGACGAGUGCAAGAGGAGGAGAAGCACACGGAAUUACACCGUCCCCGACCCCCCCGGCCUCUUCGACGGGCACGUCUGGCCCAUGUACUUGAAACACAGGAAGGAGAUGGAGGACUGUGGUGUGGAUGUUGUUUAUUUAGAUGGCCUGAAGUCGAGGGAAGAACUGUACAACCAAGUCUUUGAAGAUAUUCACAACAAGCUUUUAAAUUGCUCAUAGGGUCUGGGAAGACCUGGAAGACCCUUGUACAGCCCGAUGUAAAUAAUACUUGGAAGUGGGAAGGAGGGUUUAUUUGUGGAAACUCUUCUCCCACUGCCCUUUGGCAAGUCCCUUCUGUAUAUAAUUGAAAACUGAGGAUAACUUAUUCCCAACCCCACGGACAAGGAUGGCCUUGGUGGUUUUUUUGGUUUUGUUUUGUUGUUUGGUUUUGUUUUUUUUUUUUUAAUUAUUUUAUAUUCCAAAGAGAAGUUGGCAAAGCAUUUUUAUAGCAGAACAAGCAGAGCUGCACUGGGGAAACAACAGAUCUCCUGCUCCUGAAGAAAAAAAAGGCUUCAGGCAACGGCUUGUUUGUAAUAUCAUCUCUCAAAUUCAGUAAAAAUCCACUUAAAUCUC
This is a messenger RNA of Corapipo altera (White-ruffed manakin), 1269 nucleotides long. It is a transcript of the gene NMRK2, whose product is annotated as nicotinamide riboside kinase 2. The record is from RefSeq and is a predicted model, not a curated record. Gene Ontology annotation, cellular component: cytoplasm. The coding region runs from base 103 to 876 and encodes 257 amino acids. The transcript is spliced from 8 exons. Lineage: Eukaryota; Metazoa; Chordata; Aves; Passeriformes; Pipridae.